Messenger RNA from Nerophis lumbriciformis (worm pipefish), 3922 nucleotides. RefSeq names its product sema domain, seven thrombospondin repeats (type 1 and type 1-like), transmembrane domain (TM) and short cytoplasmic domain, (semaphorin) 5Ba (gene sema5ba). Gene Ontology annotation, molecular function: semaphorin receptor binding; chemorepellent activity. The record is from RefSeq and is a predicted model, not a curated record. Gene Ontology annotation, biological process: neural crest cell migration; semaphorin-plexin signaling pathway; positive regulation of cell migration. Gene Ontology annotation, cellular component: plasma membrane. NCBI's taxonomy places the organism in Eukaryota, Metazoa, Chordata, Actinopteri, Syngnathiformes, Syngnathidae.
UUGGUUCCGGUGCUCGGAGGAUCUCCGCGCAGUCUUCGCUGCAGCUCCCCCGCAGAAGGAGGCUCUGAGGCGGCUGCGGAGGACAAAAGAAGCGCGGAGCCGAGGAGCACUUAUUACGUCAUCUUAUUACGUCAUCGUCCUCGUCCUCGUCCUCCCGCCCAGGAAGAUUUAAGAAGAAAGACUGAAGAGGACAGACGCCCCCCCAUUGGCCCCGCCCCCCGGCCCCCAGUGAUGCAGGCUGGCUGCGUCUUGUUGGCGGGCCUCGGCAGUUAGAGGAGAGCUCGUCACCAUGACAACGUCCCGGCGAGACUCCGCCCGCUCCUCCAUGGCCGGCCUGCUCCUCUUCCUCCUGCUCCUCUUCCUCCUGCUGCCGACACGGGCCGUGUCUGAGAUGGAGUGGGCGGCGUGCAGCAAGAAGGAACAUCCCAAAGUCUCCAUGCAAGAGCUCAGUCCUUGGAUGUCGGCCUUCUCACCAGGCGGCGUGCGGGACUUCUCCCAGAUGACCCUUGACCUCACCAGGAAUGAACUCAUCGUGGGCGCCAGAAACUUCCUGUUCAGACUGGACCUCAGCAACUUGUCACUGGUGCAGGCGACGCAGUGGGCACCUGACGACGACACCAGGAGGUCCUGUCAGAGCAAAGGCAAGACGGAGACCGAGUGUCAGAACUACAUCCGAGUCCUGCUGGUCAACAAGACCCAGGUCGUGACGUGCGGGACCAACGCCUUCCAGCCCCUCUGCACCACCCGAGAGGUGGGCAACCUGAGCAACGUGCUGGAGCGUGUCAACGGCGUGGCGCGCUGCCCGUAUGACCCUCGCCACAACUCCACGGCGGUGUUGACGGAGAGAGGCGAGCUGUACGCCGCCACCGUCAUCGACUUCUCAGGACGCGACCCCGUCAUCUACCGCAGUCUGGGAGGGAUGCCUCCUCUGCGCACCGCACAGUACAACUCCAAGUGGCUCAAUGAGCCCCACUUCAUCUCGGCGUACGACCUGGGCGUGUUCACCUUCUUCUUCCUGCGUGAGACGGCGGUGGAGCAGGACUGCGGUGAGACGGUGUACUCUCGAGUGGCGCGUGUGUGCAAGAACGACGUGGGCGGUCGCUUCCUGCUGGAGGACACCUGGACCACCUUCAUGAAGGCCCGCCUCAACUGCUCACGCUCAGGAGAGAUGCCCUUCUACUACAACCAGCUGCAGGGCACCUUCUACCUGCCCGAGCAGGACCUCAUCUACGCCAUCUUCACCACCAACCUGAACAGCAUGGCAGCGUCGGCCGUGUGCGCCUUCAACCUGAGCGCCAUCGCGCGGGCCUUCAACGGACCUUUCCGCUGGCAGGAGAACCCUCGCUCCACCUGGCUGCCCACCGCCAACCCCAUCACCGACUUCCAGUGCGGCACGGUCAGGGACGAGGGGCCCAACCAGGGACUGACGGAGCGCAGCCUGCAGGACGCCCAGCGCCUCUACCUGAUGAACGAGGUGGUCCAGCCCCAGUCCCUGGACCCCCUGGUCAUGCAGGACCAGGUGCGCUUCUCUCACCUGGUGGUGGACAUCGUGCAGGGCAUGGACACGCUCUACCACGUCAUGUACAUCGCCACCGAACACGGCAGCAUCCUGAAGGCCUUGGCCACGCCCAACAAGAGCCUCCAAGGGUGUUACCUGGAGGAGAUGGAGCUCCGCCCACUCGCCAUGCGUCAUCCAAUCCUGAGCCUGCAGAUCCUCCACAGCGACCGCUCGCUCUUUGUUGGUCUAAAUGAUGGAGUCUUCAAGGUCCUUCUGGAAAGAUGUUCCACCUACCUCACUGACACGCGGUGUCUGGAGGCCAGGGACCCGUACUGCGGCUGGGACGGCAGAGAGCGUCGCUGCACCACGCUGGAGGAAAGCAGCAACAUGAGCCAGUGGAAGCAGAACAUCACGGCGUGCCCGACGCAGAACCAGACCACUCACGGCGCCUUCGGGGACUGGACGCCGUGGCAGACGUGCGACCACGACCACGGCGCCGACGGCGUCAGCGCCUGCUUGUGCCGCUCCAGAUCAUGUGACAGCCCCGCCCCCCGCUGCGGGGGCAGGAAGUGUGCGGGCGCCACCAUCCAAGUCGCCAACUGUUCCAGAAACGGGGGCUGGACCCCGUGGUCGUCAUGGGGACAGUGCAGCACCACCUGCGGCACGGGCUUUGAGCUGCGCCAGCGCUCCUGCAACAAUCCCUCGCUGCGGCACGGCGGGCGCGUGUGCGUGGGUCCCGGCCGCGACGAGAGGUUUUGCAACGAAGGACUCUCCUGUCCUCUGCCGGUCCUCUGGUCCCCCUGGGGAUCCUGGACCAAGUGCAGCAGCGAGUGCGGGGGAGGGGUCCACUCGCGGGUCCGCGCCUGUCAGAACGGAAACAGCUGCCCAGGAUGCGCCCUGGAGUACAAGGCGUGCAACCUGGAGGCGUGUCCUGAAGUGAAGAGGAACACGCCCUGGACGCCCUGGAUGCCGGUCAACGUCACCCAGGGUGGCGCCCGCCAGGAGCAGCGGACACGCUACAUGUGCCGCGCACGCCUGCCCGACCCACACCAGCUGCAGAUGGGACGCAGGAAGGUGGAGACGCGCUACUGCCCCAACGACGCCACCGCCACCUGCCAGACGGACGACCUGGUGGAGGAGCUCCUGAGGACCCCCGUGGUGAGAGUGGCGGGCCACGGCUGGUCGUCCUGGGAGACCUGGUCCAGCUGCUCUCAGAGCUGCUCCAAGGGUUACCGCACCCGGCGCCGGUCCUGCUCCGGACCCGAGGGCAAGAGCGCCCCCGCCGCCUGCCGGGGGUCUCCUGUGGAGUACCAGGACUGCAACGUCCAGUCAUGUCCAGUCAAAGGGGCGUGGUCUUGCUGGUCGUCAUGGUCACAGUGUUCACUGGGUUGUGGAGGCGGUCACUACCAGCGUACUCGCUCCUGCAACAACCCCCCGCCGGCCAGCACAGGAGAUAUUUGUCUGGGACUACACACGGAGGAGGCCUUGUGCAACACACACACCUGUGACGGCGGCUGGAUGGCGUGGUCUCUGUGGGCGGCCUGCGACGACUCGGGAGUUCAGAUGAGGAGUCGAGUGUGCGGUGGCGCCCCCUGCCUGGGGAACACCACUCAGCGCAGGAACUGUAACGACAUAGCAGUCAUCCUGCCUGCGUCAGGCUUUGAUAAGGACCAACACUGCGGAGCCUUCACCUCGGUCCACCUGAUCGCCACGGGCGUGUCCUGCUUCCUGGGGGCGGGGCUUCUGUCCUUCCUGGUCUACGUGUACCACCAACGCUUCCAGCAGCCGUCGCAGGAGUCGUCGGUCAUCCACCCGACCACACCCAACCACCUCAACUACAAAGGCAACAGCACGCCCAAGAACGAGAAGUACACGCCCAUGGAGUUCAAGACGCUGAACAAGAACAAUCUUUUACCGGACGAGCGCUCCAACUUGUUCCCGCCAUCUUUGCCACCAAGCAACGUUUACGCCACCACCUACUACCCCCCCGCCCUGGGCAAGUUCGACUACCAGCCCAACUCGCCGCCCUCACCGUGUCGGACGUACAACCACACCAACAACAGCUGAGGGCCCCGCCCCUCCCCCAUAAGCCCCGCCCCCCUCAGCUCGGUGGCCGUUUUCUGCGAACUUUGCUGGAACUUUCCGCCAGGAGAGAAACUUGGUCAAGGAGACGAGCGAGGGGGCGUGGCUCUCUACUGUAAAUACCUGAUGGGACGGAGCAGUGGGCGGGGCCUAUCCAUGCACUCUUACUUCCUGUCCAGGUGUGACGACUCAAUAGCACGACUGUGGUCAUAUCAAAUAUGGCCGCCGUGCUGCCUUCAAGGCUAGCAUAGACUUUCUUCUUCUUUUUAUUACCUAACAUCACCAUGGUUUUCACACGUGUGCACGUGUGUGUGUGCACGUGUGCGUGUGUGCGUGUGUGUG